Molecule: messenger RNA, 846 nt
Organism: Eruca vesicaria subsp. sativa (arugula)
Lineage: Eukaryota; Viridiplantae; Streptophyta; Magnoliopsida; Brassicales; Brassicaceae
Source: the annotation of a GenBank genome assembly
AUGUCAAAAGAGAUUGAGCUGCCAGGUUUCAGAUUCCACCCAACCGAGGAGGAGCUUCUUAAUUACUACCUCAAGAACAUGGUCUACGGUAAUAUAUCAAAAGUUGGAGUUAUUGGUUUUCUCAACAUCUAUCGUCAUGAUCCAUGGGACUUACCUCGCUUAUCGAAAAUUGGAGAGAGGGAAUGGUAUUUCUUUGUGCCAAGGGAAAGGAAGCAUGGCAACGGAGGUAGACCAAGCAGGACAACAGAGAAAGGAUAUUGGAAAGCAACCGGAUCCGAUCGCAAGAUCAUAAGCUUGUCUGAACCAAAACGUAUGAUUGGGCUCAAGAAGACCCUUGUGUUCUACAGAGGAAGAGCACCUGGAGGAAGCAAGACUGAUUGGGUCAUGAACGAGUUCCGUAUGCCUGACGAUUGCACCUUACCAAAGGACGUUGUGCUUUGUAAGGUAUACAGAAAAGCCACUUCACUUAAAGUAUUGGAGCAAAGAGCAGAGAUGGGAGCUAAGGCGAAUCAAACAUGCCCAAACUCUCCUCUCUCGUCUUCCGACACCAUUUCUUUCGUUGGGAAAGAGGAAGACUUGAUGAUGACUUCUUUCCCUUUUCCUCAAGAAGCAGCCAUGAAUGAAGCAAACAACAACAACCUCAUGCUUCAAGGCCAUACCGAAGAGAAACAGAGGAAAACAGAGAUGAAAGAACCUUCUUCAUCACUGAAGCUACCGUGUGGAGUCUUACCACUACCAGAGCUGCAGUUACCUAAACAAGGAUUCGAUUGGGGACAAGACCAGUUCUUGAGUAUAAGCCCAUGGCUCCAGAAUCUUACACCUAUAGUUAACCUAUUAAAUUUUUAG